CCGAGAGUCCCGGCGGUCCGCUUGGCUCCCGGGCUCCCCUCUCGCACCCCCGCCUCGCAAGCCACCCGCGGCUCCAUACGCCCAGUCCGGCCGCUCCAGUCCGGAUCUCGCGGCCACCCGACCCGGGUGCGAGUUCCAGCAGCUGGGAAGGAGGCGGCAGCGACUGGCCCCGGCUCCCCACGGCCGCCUCGUCAGCCCGAGGUUGGCGGGGGAGAGAGCGGCCCAGCAGCCCCGGGAGCCCCUCCGAGGACAAUGCACCCGGCGCUGGGCCACCCUCGCGCGCUCUCGUCCGCGCCCGCCUCUUUCCCGCUGCCCCCCGCCGCCGCCCGGCUGCAGCCCCUCUUCCUCCGGGGGGGUUCCUCCCGCGGCCGGAGAGGCUCGGGCGACAGCAGCACCAGCACCAGCACCAGCCGCGGUGGGGGCGGCGGCAGACGCGGCGGGGGCGGCGGCUCCCCAAGCAGCAGCACAGGCGCGGAGCGAGAGGACGACGACGAGAGUAUUAGCAUCAGCAAGCCACUGGUGCCCGCCGCCGCCGCUGCGCUCCCGGGGCCCCCAGCUCAGGGGGGCGCCCCGGUCUCCGCCACCGCGCCCGCCACCGCCUCCUCCACUUCCACGCCCACCUCCUCCUGCAGCAUGACCGCCGUGGACUUUGUCGCGGGCGCCGCAACCGGGGCCGUCGGGGGCCCCGGGAGCCGCUCAGCGGCGGGCGCAGGCGGCACCGGGACGGGCGGCGGUGCCUCCUGCUGCUCCUGCUGUUGUUGCUGCUGCGGCCGCCCCUCCCGGCCCGGCCGCAGGGGUCGGCGCCACGGCUGCCUGCCGAGCCCGGGAUGCCGCUGGGGCUACCAGGCGCUGUCUGUGGUGCUGCUGCUGGCUCAGGGUGGUUUGCUGGACCUGUACCUCAUCGCGGUCACCGACCUGUACUGGUGCUCUUGGAUCGCCACUGACCUGGUGGUGGUGGUGGGCUGGGCCAUCUUCUUUGCCAAGAACAGCCGGGGCCGUCGGGGCGGUCCAGCAAGCAGCGCGCACAACCACCAUCAGCUCCACCACCACUCGGCGCCGCCUCUGCACCUACCGACUGCAGCGUCCGCGGGGGCCGGGGCUAAGGCUCGCGGGGGCCGAGGAGGCUCGGGGGCCGGGCCAGGGCCGGCCGGGGCGGUGGGCGAGUUCGCCUUUGCUUACCUGGCCUGGCUCAUCUACUCCAUCGCCUUCACUCCCAAGGUUGUGCUCAUCCUGGGAACGUCUAUCCUGGACCUUAUUGAGCUGCGAGCGCCCUUUGGCAGCACGGGCUUCCGCCUCACCAUGGCUCUGUCCGUGCCGCUGCUCUACAGCCUGGUGCGUGCCAUCAGCGAGGCGGGCGCGCCCCCGGGCUCGGCAGGUCCCUUGCUCCUGCAGCCACAGCAGCAUCGCGCUGCAGGCUGCUUCCUGGGCACGUGUCUGGACCUGCUGGACAGCUUCACGCUGGUGGAGCUGAUGCUGGACGGCCGUGUGCCGCUUCCCGCGCACCUGCGCUACCUGCUCAUCGCCGUCUACUUCCUCACGCUUGCCUCCCCAGUGCUCUGGCUGUAUGAGCUGAACACCACCGCAGCAGCUCCGUCCUGGGGUCAGGCCUCCGGGCCUGGAAGCUGCAGCCGCCUUUUGCGCUUGCUGGGCGGCUGCCUGGUGGACGUGCCCUUACUGGCGCUGCGCAGCCUCUUGGUCGUGAGCUACCAACAGCCGCUGUCCAUCUUCAUGCUCAAAAACCUCUUUUUCCUUGGCUGCCGUGGCCUGGAGGCCUUGGAGGGCUGCUGGGACCGAGGGAGUUGGGUUUCCCCAAGUCGGGCCAGAAGCAGCUAUGGUGCUCCUCCCUCUGCACCCCCACCACCUCCACCACCGCCACCUCAGGGAGGGUCCCAGCGGGGCCACUUGGAAAAUGAAGGGGGUCCUCAUGGCUAUGUCAACACUCUAGCUGUGGCCUCUCAGAACUGAAAAAGGUGAAGGGCAGGGGCUCUGUUCUUGGCUUGAGAGUUCCCGGCCUCCUUAGCUGUGUUUAGAAGAGGUCACUGUUGAUAAGGCUGAUGGCCAGCGAAUUCUUCUGCACCCUAUGGGUGGAGACUAUUUAGAGGGAGACCAGCAAUAUAUUGUGAGGGAGGAGGGUCCAUGUUCACCAUGGUUCUUCUCCAAAGUCUUGCCUGUUCUGACAUACAAGGGACUGGAUGAAUGUGCCACCUGCUCUUCUUGCCUUCAUUCUGUGGGGGAAAGUGGAGGAAGGGGGUGUUCAGGCAGGGAUGGUAGACUUCGGUAGAUGAAGUGUGCGAGUGCGUGCGUGCAUGCGUGUGUGUGUGCGUGUGUGUGUGCGUGCGUGUGUGUGUGUGUGUGUAUGUGUGUGGUGUUUUUCUGGGUGUCUGUCCCAUGCCCCUUGCAGUGGGAAGGGAAGGUGAUCUAGGGAGGCCUUGCUGCCCCCACACAUGCCACUCCCAUCUUUUACUGCCUGAAUUUAUGACUAGGAUGCCCAGGAGUUGUUCGGUUGCCACACUCCAAGGGAGAAGCUCACCCAGGGUCGUCCUUACUCCUGCUCCCCUGUUCUCAGCUUGGGGAGGAGAGGGUCUCUGCUAUGAGGACCCAGCAACGCCCUUUCUUUGGUGAGUGUGUAUUUCUACCUCUGUGCUUUCGACUUUCAUCCCAUCACACAUUGAUGCUGCUUGCGAAAACAAAACAAAAACCACUCAGAAGUUGCAUUCAACAUGGACACUGGAUCCCUUUGGGGUUUGGUACCAGAUAUUACAGGGUCUGUGGAGUAUCAGCCAUUGGCUCGCUCUCUCUCGGUUCCUCCUUCGGCACCAGAAUUCUUAUCCUUCCUCUGUUGGUACUGGCUGGGUUGGAACUGGGUUCAGAGCACCUGCUUUACUGGGUCAAAGGUGUGUGAGGUCUGGCCUCUUAGGGACCCUCCGGAAUGCCACCUGCUCUUUUGGAGAGCUUGGCAUAGAGCAGAGAGUGCGGUGACCUUUCUUCUCUCCUCUGCUCAGGUCUCCUCAGGGAGAAGGCUUGCUGCGGGACCCUCCUGGCCCAGCUUUCUCUCACGGGACCCUCAUGGUGAAGCUUUUCUUAGGGCUGUCCUUCAAGGAAAGUCAGGGUUGGCUACUCUAGUCUUGACAGGGGAUGUUACCCUUGGAAUCUCUAAUGCAGGAUAAGUAUUCUGAGGGGAGUCAAGGGUCAGAAGCCUAGGGAGCAAGGUCAGGAUAUAAUCAUCCCCACAGUGGGAUUGGGUGUGUGGGGGGAAACCUGAAGAAUUUUGGUUCCCCUCCCCUCUUGUUUUGGGAGUUUUGUGUGGUGUAAUGAACCUGGACAAGGGACUGUGAUCUGUUCUGCCUGUUCUUUGCUAGAUUUGAAUGCUAUGUUCUUUUCACUUUCUAGGCCCCAGUUACCUUUCCUUCUUCCUUCCUUUCUCUCUUUCUCUCCCUCUUCCUUUUUUUCUUUUUUUUUUGUCUUUCGAGACAGGGUUUCUCUGUGCAACAGUCCUGGAUGUCCUGGAACUCACUUUGUAGACCAGGCUGGCCUUGAUCUAAUUCACAGAGAUCCGCCUGCCUCUGCCUCCCGAGUGCUGGGAUUAAAGGCGUGCGCCACCACGCCCAGCUUCAGUUACCUUUCUAGGAUGAUAGUCUUUGAGUUUGAAAUUUGAAAGCUCUGGGCAUAGUUCUGCCAUUAGAAGCAGACUUGAGAUGAGCUACCAGGGUGGACUUGAAGACAGUCCUCCUCCAGCCUUGCAUCUGGUCUUGAGGGAGCUGAAGGGAGGUUGGCAGACUAGGUUGGGGGACAGGCAUUGCAGGGCCCAUUGAUGCUGACCUCUGAAGCCCACAGCACAGGGGUAGGCCCAAAGUGCCAAGUCACUGACUACUAACUAGCCACCUGGCCCAAGUUCUUCAUCCCCUUUGGCUCUAUUAAAACCUUCUGAGAACCAAGGGCUCUUCCUCAACUGCCUGGGGCUGUGGGCUGAGGAUAUCUGUGGAUGGAAACAGGAGCGGCUGAACUUGACUAGAGCCCCAGCUUUCGGGGGCCUGCCCUGCUCUUGGGGGCCUGCCCGGCUCUAAGAGGGGCCUGCUUGCCUCUCGGGGGCCUGCCCAGCUCUCGGAGCGGCCAUGUAAAGGAUGUUUUCAGUCCGUGAGUUCUUUGCCUCUGGUCUCUCGCCCUCAGCCAGUGCUGACUGACCGGCUGCUUUGCACAACACACCUGCCUUUCCUCCUCACCCCGGAUGACUCCUCUUCUGAUUGGACUCGCAGUCCUGAGUGAGCCUGAGCCCUGGCUGUGGCUGCAGCUACUCACACUCUUCUGCAUUUGUUCUCCAGUUUCGUUGUGUUUCUCACUACCUAAUUUCAAUGACUGUGAAAAGAAAUUAUGUCUGAGCCAUGGCCGGCUCUGGCUGGCCCCCAACCCACCCUCUCUCUACUUUUGGAUAGCCAUCCCUCUCCUGUGUGACUGCUGUCUGCUGCUGAGAGACUGCCACUGGAUUUAGGAUGGAAGGCUGCCAUCUCCCUAGCACAUCAAGAGACAUGAGCACAUGGCCAAUGGGACAGAGGCCAGGACUGUGAGGCCCUAGUGAGGGCCCAGCGCCUCUCCAGCCUCCUUUUCAACAUGUCUUCUCUGAGUACUCUGUGCUCAGGGGGCCGGCUCCUUCCUUCUGAUGUAUUUAUUUUGGGUCUUCUCACUCAUUCCCCUGUCCCAUUCACACAUGACCCUUAAGGCCCUUUUCCCCUCUCUUGCUUUCUAGGGUAUCUGUAGAUAGGGAUCAGACUUGAGAUGUCCCCAAGGUGUCAUGACCAGGACAGUACACUGUCCCAAGGCUUAGACCAGAAGAACGGAUCAUGGAAAAGAAGCCUGGGCUCAGAAUUUAGCUCUGCCUGCCCCUAGCAUUUGAGCCUGGAAGGGGAGGGCUUGUUACCUGUGUUCCGAAUGGUGCCUGUUUCUAAAAAGGAGUUAAUUUCUUUGCAAUGCUGGGGAGUAAGCCCAGGGCCUCAAGCAUGCGCCGCAAAUGCUAGCGAGCCUCCUGGGCGGCAUCUCUAAUGCAGAGUCUUAAUCUAAAGACUGCGCUCUCUAGAGACUUGCACCCCCCUUUUAAAAUGUCUUUGAGUGGGGUCUCACUAUGUUCCCAAGGCUGUCCUAGAAUCUUGGGGCUCAGGGGGCCCUCUUACUUCAGCCUCCCUAGGAAACAGGUAUGCACUGCUUUGUUCAACCAAGGCUUUUCCUGUCCAACAUGCUGGGAGCCAGGCCCGGGUGUGUGGGGAGCAGAGCUGGGAACUCGAGCCCAGAAGAAACAGAGAAGCGGCACCUCGCUAGCAUUUAUCACAUUUUUUCCCUCUUUUUAAAAAUAAAACCAGACUCUGUUCUGAAAAUAAAA
Messenger RNA from Chionomys nivalis (European snow vole), 5368 nucleotides. RefSeq names its product transmembrane protein 121B (gene Tmem121b). Lineage: Eukaryota; Metazoa; Chordata; Mammalia; Rodentia; Cricetidae. The transcript has a single exon. The coding region runs from base 253 to 1965 and encodes 570 amino acids. The record is from RefSeq and is a predicted model, not a curated record.